Dipodomys spectabilis (banner-tailed kangaroo rat) is the source of this 2422-nucleotide messenger RNA. RefSeq names its product protein arginine methyltransferase 5 (gene Prmt5). Gene Ontology annotation, biological process: peptidyl-arginine N-methylation; regulation of DNA-templated transcription. Bases 111 to 2024 code for a protein of 637 amino acids. The transcript is spliced from 17 exons. Lineage: Eukaryota; Metazoa; Chordata; Mammalia; Rodentia; Heteromyidae. The record is from RefSeq and is a predicted model, not a curated record. Gene Ontology annotation, cellular component: nucleus; cytosol.
AGACGCUAUGGUUGUUAAGGCGACUUGUCCCGCCUCCUGAGGACCUUUUUCAGCUUGGUUAUUGGCUGCUAGUACCAAGGAAUCCCGGCGUGGACAGCGCGAGGGAAAAGAUGGCGGCGAUGGCGGUCGGAGGUGCCGGUGGGAGCCGCGUGUCCAGCGGGAGGGACCUGAAUUGCGUCCCCGAAAUAGCUGACACACUGGGGGCUGUGGCCAAGCAGGGGUUUGAUUUCCUCUGCAUGCCUGUCUUCCACCCGCGUUUCAAGAGGGAGUUCACUCAGGAACCUGCUAAGAAUCGGCCUGGUCCCCAGACACGAUCAGACCUACUGCUGUCAGGAAGGGAUUGGAAUACUCUUAUUGUGGGGAAGCUUUCCCCAUGGAUUCAUCCAGACUCAAAAGUGGAGAAGAUUCGAAGGAACUCCGAGGCAGCCAUGUUACAGGAGCUGAAUUUUGGGGCCUAUCUGGGUCUUCCAGCUUUUCUGCUGCCACUUAAUCAGGAAGAUAACACAAAUCUAGCCAGAGUUUUGACCAACCACAUUCAUACUGGCCACCACUCCUCCAUGUUCUGGAUGCGGGUCCCUUUGGUGGCACCAGAGGACUUGAGAGAUGAUAUAAUUGAGAAUGUACCAACUGUACACACAGAAGAUUACAGUGGGGAAGAGAAGACAUGGAUGUGGUGGCACAACUUCCGGACUCUGUGUGACUAUAGCAAGAGAAUUGCAGUAGCUCUUGAAAUUGGGGCUGACCUCCCUUCUAAUCAUGUUAUUGAUCGUUGGCUUGGGGAGCCCAUUAAAGCAGCCAUUCUUCCCACCAGCAUUUUCUUGACCAACAAGAAAGGAUUUCCUGUUCUUUCUAAGAUGCAUCAGAGGCUGAUCUUCCGGCUCCUCAAGCUAGAAGUGCAGUUCAUCAUCACUGGUACCAACCACCAUUCGGAGAAGGAGUUCUGCUCCUAUCUCCAGUAUCUGGAAUACUUAAGCCAGAACCGCCCUCCACCCAAUGCCUAUGAACUCUUUGCCAAGGGCUAUGAAGACUAUCUGCAGUCCCCACUGCAGCCACUGAUGGACAAUCUAGAAUCUCAGACAUAUGAAGUGUUUGAAAAGGACCCCAUCAAAUACUCUCAGUACCAGCAGGCUAUCUAUAAAUGUCUGCUAGACCGGGUGGCAGAAGAAGAAAAGGACACCAAUGUUCAGGUACUGAUGGUGCUAGGAGCAGGCCGGGGACCCUUAGUAAAUGCUUCCCUUCGAGCAGCCAAGCAAGCUGACCGACGAAUAAAACUGUAUGCUGUGGAAAAAAAUCCAAAUGCUGUGGUGACGCUAGAGAACUGGCAGUUUGAAGAAUGGGGAAGCCAAGUGACAGUAGUUUCAUCAGACAUGCGGGAAUGGGUAGCUCCAGAAAAAGCAGACAUCAUUGUCAGUGAGCUUCUGGGCUCCUUUGCUGACAAUGAACUGUCACCUGAGUGCCUGGAUGGAGCACAGCACUUCCUGAAAGAUGAUGGUGUGAGCAUCCCUGGAGAGUACACCUCCUUCCUGGCUCCAAUCUCUUCUUCCAAGUUAUACAAUGAGGUCCGAGCUUGUCGGGAAAAGGACCGUGACCCUGAGGCCCAGUUUGAAAUGCCUUAUGUGGUACGUCUGCACAACUUCCACCAGCUGUCUGCACCCCAGCCUUGCUUUACCUUCAGCCAUCCCAACAGAGAUCCUGUGAUUGACAACAACCGCUACUGUACCUUGGAAUUUCCUGUGGAGGUGAACACAGUGCUGCAUGGCUUUGCAGGCUACUUUGAGACUGUGCUUUAUCAGGACAUCACUUUGAGUAUCCGUCCAGAGACUCACUCCCCUGGAAUGUUUUCAUGGUUUCCUAUCCUCUUCCCUAUUAAGCAGCCCAUUACUGUGCGGGAAGGCCAGACCAUCUGUGUGCGUUUCUGGCGAUGCAGCAAUUCCAAGAAGGUGUGGUAUGAGUGGGCAGUGACAGCACCAGUCUGUUCUGCUAUUCACAACCCCACAGGCCGCUCUUAUACCAUUGGCCUCUAGUACUUCCCACAGUGAAUAUCUAGAGCCUUGGAAGCAGCUUCAGGUUCUGGUCCUAUAGCACAGAAAGUGCCAUGUGUCUCUUGGUGCAGUACAUUUGUGAUUUCUUCACUCUUCAGAGAGGAACAUUUCAGUCUGAAUUCCUACCUUACAUCAAGGUAUUCAAGGGAUAAAAAUUAAUUGCAGGGUUCAGCCCACUAAUCUGUGAAGUCCUCAGGCCCAGAGGACAAGGACUUAGUGCUGGAUCUGAAUCUACAUCAUUGGGAGUUCAGCCUCAAGAGCUCUGUGGAAUAGCCCUCAGAACAUGUGAUUGAGCAAACUUUUGGCCUUUUCCUUCUCUGUGCUUGUUUUGAUGGAUUUGUGUAAGAAGGAAACAAAUAAAAUGAAGUUGUAGCCCUUUA